Molecule: messenger RNA, 1458 nt
Organism: Vigna angularis (adzuki bean)
Lineage: Eukaryota; Viridiplantae; Streptophyta; Magnoliopsida; Fabales; Fabaceae
Exons: 5
Coding region: 4-1458 (484 amino acids)
Source: RefSeq, a predicted model, not a curated record
AUUAUGUUCAAGAAUAUGGCAUCAGGUCCUUCUGGCCCUCCUAUUCCACCUUCAGGAAAUUCUGAUAAGGGCAAGGGGAAGAAAACUUACGUAGUGAAGUUGAUGACACGUUUCAAUAAUGAAAUUGGUUCAACCAGUCAACCAACUACACCUACCUCUACCUCUAUUGGUAGAUCUUUUCCACCUCCAUUAGUUGUUCCUGCCUUCACUCCCACUCCACAUCAAGUUCCUACAUCUUCACCUACCUCUAUUGGUACAUCUCUUCCACCUCCAAUACAAGUGACUGGCUUGACACCCACUCCAUACCAAGUGCCUCCUUAUCUUCAGGCUUCACUCUCUCCCAAUGUUGGUUCUAACCCAUCAACUCCCAGAAAUAUUGCAGCAUCACCUGGUAUAGAGGAUGCAGAUCCACAUUCUAGUUCAGCCGCCAAUAACAUGGAAGCAUGUUCCAAUAGUCGUCCAAUGAUUACAUCCGUUGGAGGAGGGUUUUAUCCUACAAAAACUGCAUCCAAGGCAAUCACAGCCACCAUCAAGGAACAGUUUGAUGAGCCAUGGCUAACAUGGGGUGCAAUCCCUAAGUCAACCAGAGAUGUCUUCUUCGAACGUUUUAAGAGAAGGGUUUCAUGGAAGCCUGAAGAUGAGGAAAAGGUCAAAAAAAAUUAUCACACCAAGGCAUCUCAUAGACUCUCAGAGAUGUAUAAAAAAGCUAGAACUCUAGGAAAAAGACCUGAUUGGCUGGGGGACGAUACUUGGAAUGCUCUUUUGGAAAAGUGGAACAUGCCACUUUAUAGACAAAAGUGUGAAAUGGCAAAGAAGAAUCGGACAUCUGAAAAGGGUGGUUGUUUACACACUGGAGGAUCUAUAAGCGUGAAUGAGCAUGUUAUUCGUUUGUCACAAGAGCUUGGUCGGUCUGUGCAUGUUGAUGAAAUAUUUCAGCAGACACAUAUUCGUCAAUCAACAGGAGAUUUUGUGGACGAAAGAUCUGAGACUGCAUUUGUUGGUGUCUCAACAUCUUCUCCUCUAGACCCUGCGGAGGAGGAAAGAUUGAGAAACCGAUGUUGGUUAGAGGCUGCUUGUGGAAAAUACAAGGGACGCGUAUACGGCAUUGGAAAUGUCACUUCCCAAGAUGACUGUGUUGAUAGUUACAUCCAACAAACACAGGCAUCUUCUACUGCUCAACCUCAAAAUUCAGAAGAAAUUCUUAACCUGAAAUCGCAGUUACAAAAAUAUGGUCAGCAGCUUCAAAAUCUUGAAGGCUUUAUUGGCGUCCUCCUGCCAUUCCUUCCGCCUUCAGCCGCCGCGGCUGCACAACAAUUUUUAAACCUUCAAAAUCCUCAAGUUCAAAAUGACGUACCCAAUGUAGUCCAACCAGAACAGCAACCUCCAGAACAGCAACCACCACACCAGCAACCACCAGAUGAACAACCACAAGAUGGAAAUGAUUACAUGCAUUAUUAG